Molecule: messenger RNA, 583 nt
Organism: Suillus subaureus
Lineage: Eukaryota; Fungi; Basidiomycota; Agaricomycetes; Boletales; Suillaceae
Exons: 1
Coding region: 307-489 (60 amino acids)
Source: RefSeq, a predicted model, not a curated record
AAGAUGAAUCUGAGAAUCACAGUCAAAUACUGGUGAACUGUCUUACCCCAUUUUGAAGUUCGGAGUGCUCGUAACACCGGAGAAUUUGAAAGUGCAAACGUUGAACUGGGGUCUUGUCGUUGUGAAUGACGUGAGUGUGUCCGAACUUUGUGUGAUCAGGGUGUGAAGUCGUUCGAAGGAACGUCCGAAUAUAAUAACAGGUUACCAGAGACUGGUUCGGGGUUCGGGGUUACCCAGAACCGGUUCCGAAGGACACGGGAUCCCGAACCUGUGAACUUAUCUUUCAGAAAGUCGGCAUUCACUUCAAUGACGACGCAAAUGAAGUCCCGCUUCAGAUGGACAAGUCUUGCCCUGCGCGCCAGUGUACUUCCUGCCCCUCUCCCUACCAAACUUGCUGAUCUUUGCAAUGAUCAGACGCUGAGGGAGGAUGUCUGGAUCACCCCGCAUCUGUUAGAGAUAUCCCUCGUUGGAUUGAAGACACCAGUGUAAGAGAUGGCAUUCGAGCGUUGCUUAAACGAGAACGGUGUCAUGAGGAGCAGUGCCGCAUUGAACUCGAAGCAGAUAACCUUUAAGUAGGCCAGGC